AUGGACCUCCAAAAAUGGAUUCACGAACAACUUGAGAUUCAAAGGAAGUUGCAGAUUCAAAUUGGAAACCAAGGGAAACAUCUUCAGAUGAUGUUUGAGAAACAUAAACAUAUAGGUGGCAUCAAGGGCUCGCCCCCUUCUAACGCGCCUUCUACUGCACUCUUGGACACAACGAUACCCUCUCAUGUAGACAAGUUACAAACGCCAAGUGAUGAAUGUGGCGAAUUUAAAUGCAACACCAAAGAAAGUUUCCAGAAUGCAAGCAGAAAAGAAAUGGUACAUGAAAUUGAUGUUAUUGAUGAACAUGAGAGUGUAGAUGAUCAGUUUUCUGCAGUACUUCCGAUAAAACGGGCGAAGAUUCAAUGA
Lathyrus sativus (Indian pea) is the source of this 366-nucleotide messenger RNA. The record is from the annotation of a GenBank genome assembly. Lineage: Eukaryota; Viridiplantae; Streptophyta; Magnoliopsida; Fabales; Fabaceae.